AUAAUAAGAAAUGCGAAUUGGGAGUGCUAAGAACAAAGAAUUGAUUUGAUUCUGAAAUCCAAACCAAAACCAAAACCCUCACACACAGAGUUAUCGUCGUCGUUGGUGGUGCUGGUGGUGGUUACGCGAUCGAAACAAUCGAAAAUGUCGUCGGUUUACGUUCUAGAACCUCCGACGAAGGGGAAAGUGGUAGUGAGCACCACGCGCGGACCUUUGGACAUCGAGCUAUGGCCGAAGGAGGCUCCAAAAGCCGUGAGGAACUUCGUGCAGCUCUGCCUCGAAAACUAUUACGACGACACUAUCUUCCACCGCGUCAUCAAGGACUUCCUCGUCCAAGGUGGCGACCCCACCGGCUCCGGCACCGGAGGUGAAAGCAUUUAUGGUGGUGUUUUUGCUGAUGAGUUUCAUUCUCGUUUAAAAUUCAAGCACAGAGGAAUAGUUGCGAUGGCAAGUGCUGGAUCUCCAAAUUCCAAUGGAAGUCAGUUUUUCAUCACUCUCGAUCGUUGUGACUGGCUUGAUCGCAAGCAUACCAUUUUUGGAAAAGUGACAGGAGAUACAAUGUAUAAUCUUUUGAGACUGGGUGAAGUUGAAACUGAUAAGAAUGACCGGCCUUUAGAUCCGCCAAAAAUUUUAUCAGUCGAGGUGUUAUGGAAUCCAUUUGAAGAUAUUGUUCCAAGAACACUUCAGAAAUCUCGAACUGAAUCUAGAGUUGAUACUGAAAGUAAAGAACCAAAGAAGAAAGGUGUAAAAAAAUUAAACUUGCUUUCAUUUGGGGAAGAAGCUGAAGAAGAGGAAAAGGAAUUGGCGUCAGUGAAGCAAAAGAUUAAGAGCAGCCAUGAUGUCUUGAACGAUCCUCGUCUUCUAAAGGAAGAAACACCUGAUAGUGAAUUGAGUGCAUCAAGAAGAGAUUUGCAGCUGUCUGUUAGGGAGACACUUAACGCAAAGAAAGAAGAGCCUCAGAAAGACUCAGCACCUGGUAACAUUGCUCGUCUUGAUUCCAGUGAUGAUGAUGAAGCAGAUUUUGAUUCAAGAAUGCGCAUGCAGAUACUCAAAAAGAGGAAGGAGUUGGGUGAUCUCCCUCCGAAGCCUAAGUUGCAAAAAGCAGGAAGAUCCAUUCCAGAGAAUCAUGAUACGUCAGCACUAAGGUCCAAUGCUGCUAGUGUUGAUGAGGAUCAACCAAAGGUGGAAAAGUUGUCCAUGAAGAAAAAGGGAGUGGGAUCUGAAGCAAGAGCUGAACGAAUGGCUAAUGCAGAUGCAGAUCUGCAACUAUUAAAUGAAACUGAGAGAGGAAGACAAUUGCAAAAGCAGAAGAAACGCCGACUUCAAGGGCGCGAAGAUGAAGUUCUGGCUAAACUUCAAAAAUUUAAGAAAUCUUUAGCAGCAAAGGAGACACUCCCAGCUAGCGAAUCUGAAGAUGUUAAAAAUGAGGAUUUGUCUGACUGGAAAGGUGCCUGUUUAAAAUUUACCCCCGAGUCUGGCAAGGACCGCAUGUCACGUAAUGAGGACCCAAAUGAUUAUGUUGUGCACGACCCUCUUCUGGAAAAGGGGAAAGAAAAGUUUAAUAGGAUGAUGGCCAAACAAAAGAGACGAGAACGAGAGUGGGCUGGGAGAUCUCUUACUGUUAACAUGUCUCUGCUGCUGUGCUGGGAAAGGAAACUUUCGCUAGUAGGAACUAAGCAGAAAGUUGAAGCAUUGUGGAGUGUAGCAGACAUUGCUGACAAGGACACUCAUAUUGGAAUCGGAAGGAUGUUGUGCUAUUGUGGGACUGAAUAUUUUGCAGAUGAAGAAGACUUUAGUUGGAUAUCCAUUCCAGAGAAUCAUGAUACGUCAGCACUAAGGUCCAAUGCUGCUAGUGUUGAUGAGGAUCAACCAAAGGUGGAAAAGUUGUCCAUGAAGAAAAAGGGAGUGGGAUCUGAAGCAAGAGCUGAACGAAUGGCUAAUGCAGAUGCAGAUCUGCAACUAUUAAAUGAAACUGAGAGAGGAAGACAAUUGCAAAAGCAGAAGAAACGCCGACUUCAAGGGCGCGAAGAUGAAGUUCUGGCUAAACUUCAAAAAUUUAAGAAAUCUUUAGCAGCAAAGGAGACACUCCCAGCUAGCGAAUCUGAAGAUGUUAAAAAUGAGGAUUUGUCUGACUGGAAAGGUGCCAGUUUAAAAUUUACCCCCGAGUCUGGCAAGGACCGCAUGUCACGUAAUGAGGACCCAAAUGAUUAUGUUGUGCACGACCCUCUUCUGGAAAAGGGGAAAGAAAAGUUUAAUAGGAUGAUGGCCAAACAAAAGAGACGAGAACGAGAGUGGGCUGGGAGAUCUCUUACUUGACCAUUCAGGUGCCAACAUGGCUAUGUAAAUAUACAAGUUGAUUGGUUCUGAAGGUUAACAUGUCUCUGCUGCUGUGCUGGGAAAGGAAACUUUCGCUAGUAGGAACUAAGCAGAAAGUUGAAGCAUUGAGGAGUGUAGCAGACAUUGCUGACAAGGACACUCAUAUUGGUGAGUGAGAACUGAGAUGUAGGGUUACCGUACAAGUGUUCCUUCAAUUAAAGCCAACGAGGAACUCAUGUGAGGGUCUCCUCUCAUUCAUUAAUUGAGUUUGUAUCUUUGUCCAAUCUUAACAGAUGUUUUUGUGUAGCUUUAAAACAUUUAUUCUAUUUUAAUAUUAGGAAUCGGAAGGAUGUUGUGCUAUUGUGGGACUGAAUAUUUUGCAGAUGAAGAAGACUUUAGUUGGAUGUCAGAAUUUCAUUUUAGUUGAGAGGAGUUGGACAUGGAGCUUUAGGGGCAUGUAUUUACAAAGAUAUCCAUUGAAUUGAGUUUUUCUUUUCUAGGGAA
Molecule: messenger RNA, 2820 nt
Organism: Vigna umbellata (rice bean)
Lineage: Eukaryota; Viridiplantae; Streptophyta; Magnoliopsida; Fabales; Fabaceae
Source: RefSeq, a predicted model, not a curated record